Molecule: messenger RNA, 830 nt
Organism: Leptinotarsa decemlineata (Colorado potato beetle)
Lineage: Eukaryota; Metazoa; Arthropoda; Insecta; Coleoptera; Chrysomelidae
Gene: EMC10
Product: ER membrane protein complex subunit 10
Cellular component (GO): EMC complex
Source: RefSeq, a predicted model, not a curated record
UCGAUGCCAUUGACAACGAAAAUAAAGUCGAUGACUAAUGACACUUAACAAAUAACCUAAAACAUCUUGAAUUUGGUUUAUGUAUUUUCAUAAAAAAAUGUUUAAAAUAACUUUAUGCUUCCUAUUCAUUUAUUUCACUGUAGCUCGGACUAGUAACCUAGAACAUGAUGGAUCUGCUUUCAUUAAACUGCAGCACUCCCUAAUAUUCGAUAUAAAUCCUGUAUGGACUGAAAGGGGAAACAUAUCAAUACAAAGUUUACGUCUGGGUCAAGCCAUUGUUAAUCAAAAACCUUUAACUCUUGAAGUGCAAAAGAAGUUACAGGAUUUAGCAGCAAGAAAUAGUUUUUACCAGAUAAAAUCUACAGUUACAGAUAAUGAUGGUUCGGAAAGAUCAUUUAUAUCAACAGUCAAAGCUUGUAUGCUAGCUGAAUCUGAGCUGGAUGACAGACUAUCUGUGUCUUUGGACUACAUGGGUAGGAUCAUAGGAGUGUCUUUAAUUGUAGCAUCGAAAUCUACAUGCGAAGGGGCAAUAGUACCAUUAGAAAAGCUGAAAACGUUCUCCACAAGUGUUUACGUACGACACUCUGAAACUGGGCCUAUACCAGAUACUGCUACUUUCAUCCAAAAACUAGAACGAGAAAGAGAAGCCAAAGAAAAAGGAGAAGGCAAAGAUAACAGAUCAUUUUUAGCAAAAUAUUGGAUGUAUAUAGUUCCUUUACUGAUUUUCAUGGCCAUAUCUUCAGCAGCCAAUCCUGAUUCGACUCAGACUCAAUAAAAUAGUUUCUGAUUAGUUGCGUAGAUGUAAUUUAUUAAUAAAAUUGUUAUUCUUU